AUGGCGGCGUCUGCAUCGCCCUCAACGAACAACCCGGGUCUGCUCAACCACAUGAUCCGCGCCGUGCUCGCCGGCGGCUUCAUCUCCGUCCUCCUCUUCUUCAUGGCGGUGCACUUCUACUACGCCAGCGCCGCUCUGCUGGACUUGGUGGUGCUGCUCAUUCUCUUUUCUUUCCUGUCCUUCUUUGGCCUGAGCAUGGCCUCGCUCGUGCUCUCGGCCGUGGUGGGCCCUGGUGAACUACCCUCGCGCUUCUCGGCGGCGCGCAUGGAGACGUUCAUUCGCGAAGAGCUGCAGUGUGCCGUGGCAAAGGCGUGUGGCCGCAGCGGCAGCGGUCAGGCAGGAACAAGGGCAGGGCCGGUGCGUGAGGGUGCCGCCAGUGACCGCAAGAGCUGCAGUGCUGUGGCGGCGAAGGAGAAGGUGGAGAAGCCGAACUGGAACGAUGUGGAUGAGGCUGAGAGCCAGCAGCUGGCGAACGCCGCUUCUGCCGCAGCGAUCCUGCGGCGCAGCAGUCCCACUGCCGAGGAGGAGGCUCUAGAGCGUACCGCCGUCGAGGCGCGGCUGUGCAUGUACACGGAAGACGGUGGCUCGACGUCUCAUCUCUCCGAUGGCGACACGGCAGGUGCAGUGGGCGGGGCACGGCAAGCUGAGGACAACGGCCAUGACAGCGAGGAGGUUGCAGCGGAGGGCAACUCAGAGCUGCCGCCGUACAUGACGGAGGCGAUGCUAAUGCGGCGCCAACGCAAAAUCCGUCGAGGGCUGGAGGUUGUGCUGGUGAGUCAUGCUGCCCGCAAGGUGCUGGAGGCUAUCGACGGCACCGACAUGGAUCGCAAACAGGAGGAGAUGGGCUUCCUUAUUCCUGGUGCCAACUGGUGCCGGUUCUGCAACUUUUAUCAGAUGAACGAUACGCGUCACUGCAAGGUGUGCAACCGGUGCGUGUACCGCUCGAAGCUGCACUGCAUCUGCUGCGGGCAGUGCAUCGGCUACGCGAACAGCAAGUAUUACGUGCUCUUUCUUUUCUACCUAUGCCUGUCCUUGGUGAUGGCGGACGUGCUCGACCUCUACUGUGUCUUCUGGGGGUACACGUUCUUCUUCAAGGCUUCAGGCGAUGCCAACUCGGUCUUUUAUUUGGUCUUUGUGUACAGUGCGAGCUUCGCCGUUGUCGGACUGGGACUCCUGCUGCAGUAUCUCUACGCUGCCGGCCGCGGUGUGGGUCUUCUCACGGACCUGCUGCGACAGCAGCGAGACGAGCUUCAGGUCGCCCGGGCACGCAACAACGGCGAGCAAUACCAGCCUGUGCUGUCGGAGAGAACCAUGCACGCGGCCGAGGAGGGUUCGGCCAGUCCCAUGCAGGAGGCCUUGCCGUUUAGCUGGCGCAUGGCCAUGGAGACCGUGGGGGAAGGGCUGCCGCUGCCGCUGUGGUUCUGGCCGACCCCGACGUUGUCCACCACCAAGGAGACGGAUGACCCGCCGGACUUCUGGGUUGCUUUCAAGGAGGCGAUCCGCCUUCGCCUGCGCAGUGUCGCCGACGAGGACGACGUCUUUAGCGACGAGGACGUGCUCGGCGAUGCUCAUGCGGCCGACGGUCUCACCAAUGGCGCAGCACGGUUGGCUGCGGAUAUCGCGCGCGUUUCCCCCCAACUUUCGACAGCGUCAACAGUUCUACCGCUAAGGGAGCGAAUGCCGCACCACGUGAAGAGCACGGAUGUGACGGUGGUAGACCCGGUGGUGGUAGAGGUGCCUUCCGCAGCCUCACCGACGUACGUGAAUCCCUCGGCACCGCCGGCUGCCAAGGUGGCACCUGUUCCUAAGCAUGAGGCGGACUAA
Molecule: messenger RNA, 1824 nt
Organism: Leishmania mexicana MHOM/GT/2001/U1103
Lineage: Eukaryota; Euglenozoa; Kinetoplastea; Trypanosomatida; Trypanosomatidae
Exons: 1
Coding region: 1-1824 (607 amino acids)
Biological process (GO): peptidyl-L-cysteine S-palmitoylation; protein targeting to membrane
Cellular component (GO): endoplasmic reticulum; Golgi apparatus
Molecular function (GO): protein-cysteine S-palmitoyltransferase activity
Source: RefSeq, a predicted model, not a curated record